ACUUACAAGCUUCCCCAACGUUCGGGCAGAACGCUGGUGCUGUAAGAACGUGCAAGAGACCUCGAUAGGCUUUCAUUGCGCACAUCUGCCGGGAAUACUUGCAUGCGCGUUUUGGCAGUCGCAGUUCCGCAACCUCUCCAACUGUUCCGGCCCUGGUUGCUCUCCAGAUUACCCUUGAAACCAUCCCCGCAGUUUCUUUCCACAUCUCGCUGUAGCCAGAAAAGCGGGCGAAGCGGCCCAUAUAUCCAUCAACAACAUUGUCGGCCUUCCUGGCUGCUCUCUCAUCUGGAAAGAGCCGCUCCCACUACUAACCUAUUUAACCCCAGCGCAGUCCCCCUGAUAUUGCUGUUGUUCAUCUCGUUUUGUAAGCGGAAGUUAGUGGAUUGACUGCGCCAUGGUGCGCGUCAUUCCAACUCACAAGAGUGCCCAUGGCUCGUCCAACCUUGAUCGCCCUCGGGCAGCACGCAAGAAGAAACCUUACAAAGUUGUCUUGGAGAUGGUGACGCAAGAAAAGAAGAAAUUCCACUCCAUUAUGGCAUACAGCGCGAACGCACCUCCUGGAUAUACAUUUGUUCCACUCGGGGAUCGCGAGCUCACGGAGUACUGCAAAGAUCAAUGUAGAAAACAAAACUUCGUAGCGCAUAUUGUUUCGGCCAGACCAAAGCCCAAUUCAAAGGGGCAAAACCGUCGCGAUGGAGAUCGGAAUAUCUUACGCAUAGACACUCAGCGCAUUGGACAUCACUUUCCAGAUGAGGUUGUCGACAAAGCCUGCCAGUUUCUUGGCUACGAAUGGAGCCAUAGAGGCGGGUUUCGAAAGAUGCGGACGAAUUAUGAGACCACAGCAUUGGCGCGGAGCCUUCAUGACCAUGGGGAACGCAUGUUUCUCCAUGGCCAACCAGCCACGGAAAAGCAGACUAAAGAUCAAAUCCGGAGCGCCAUUCUCGAAGUGUUUCCGAAAAUCCCAGAGGCAGAUCUGGAGUCAAUUGUCAAUCAUGCUUUUGAAGAGGGCACCAACAGAGUAGGUAACGCCAAGGAACUCACGUUGGCGCGCAGAGUGCAGCUCGCUGUAGGCGCUUUCAUCCGUCACCAGUACACAAACUAUGACAAGGACUUGAAGAACGGCGUCAGUUGGGUUGAAGCUCGACAAAAAUCGCAACCUAUAUCCUACGCUAAACUUAAGGAGUGGCGUGGAGAAGGCGAUGAUCGAGAACUGGAAGAAACCUUCCGCGAGGUGAUUGUCCUUGAUGAUGACGACGACGAAGACAGUGACCUUAGCGACGACACUUCUUUGACCCCGAACGAGCGAGAAGACAGCGUGGAGAUAAUAUCUAGCCGGGCAACAGGUCGUGAACUUGGACCGGACACCUAUCCCGAUAUAUCACGAGGGUAUGAGAGGAUGCCGAGCUCGAACAUCCGUGGCCCUGCUACCACAUAUGCGCCCUCUCCGAACGGCGCCCAUAUGCUUACAGCACAGGCCCCAGCAACAGACCAUAGAGGGGCGUACGAGACUACAAGUCGGUCGACCGCAGCAUUGCGCUCCACAUAUGAGCCUGAAAGGGUCGUGCGAACGGCUCCACCUACCCGGUACUUCCGCGAUAAAGACGGAUGUUUGUACAACGUGAGUUUGCAGGAUGAUAGCAGAGAUAGCUGCAAGAAGCACCCUUUUGUGUACGUCGCUAACGUUUGCAGCUUCAACCGAUUGAGGAUCACGAACCCCGUUCAUUGACGACGCGCCACGAUAUUAUGCCCAGCAUGGCAACUCCGCGGGAUCACGAUGGAUAUGUAUCUGCCCCCUCAAGGCUCAGUUCAGUUGACUGGACUCAGGUGGACAGAGCUGUGCCCACCCGCAGACCGUCGGGAGAUGACGUUGUGCUUCCGUCCGUUGAACGUGAAUCUGGAG
This is a messenger RNA of Westerdykella ornata, 1900 nucleotides long. RefSeq lists its product as uncharacterized. The transcript is spliced from 5 exons. The record is from RefSeq and is a predicted model, not a curated record. The coding region runs from base 395 to 1726 and encodes 443 amino acids. Lineage: Eukaryota; Fungi; Ascomycota; Dothideomycetes; Pleosporales; Sporormiaceae.